Paramisgurnus dabryanus is the source of this 3346-nucleotide messenger RNA. Lineage: Eukaryota; Metazoa; Chordata; Actinopteri; Cypriniformes; Cobitidae. The record is from RefSeq and is a predicted model, not a curated record.
UUUGCGAAAUACGGAAAGUUUGCUGUUGCGCAAGGCAGUAUGGGUAGAUUUUUCUCCCCCAGCCAGAAUUUUCCGACGCCAUUACACUCAGCGCGGUCAGUGCCAGUCUGAAGUUCUGCGAGUCACGUGGAAAGUUGUAAACAGGUUGGUUGUGUGUAAUGAGAAUAGGAAUGGAGUGCCGCCUCUCAAACAAAAUAUAUUAAGUUUAACACAUGAUAAUCACGUUUUUGUUCAUUUCAUCAAAUUAUUAGUUGGUUAAUUUUGUCUCGAAGGUUUCUAACAGCAUUCCAACCGGCGCUAUACAGGCCAGGGUAGUGUGGCUCGCAGCUGAGCACGGGACCUUUGCUGCUAGCUACGUUAGCAUUGGCAUGUCGGCUGCGCUUCCUAUGUACCAGGUACGUCAAAAGCCCAUUUUUUUGUUCCCCCUCAUACAUUAAGUUGGUCUCGAUAGGCAGUUGGUAGUCGUGUGUGUGUUUCAUGUCGACAUCUGAAUGUGUGUGUUUUCGCGUAUUUUGAAGCGUGAGUGGACGUUUGCUGCUAGCUGUGCUAGCAUUAGCCCGCCGCAUGCGCUUCAUAAGUACGUCAAAAGCCAAUUUUUUAUUCCUCGUACAUGAAAUUUGGUCUCGAUAGUCAGUUGGUAGCCGUGUUUAUUUCAUGUCGACAUCUGAAUAUUUGCGUUUCGCGUAAUUUUGAAGCGUGAGUGGACGUUUGCUGCCAGCUCCGCUAGCAUUAGCCCGCCGCAUGCGCUUCAUAAGUACGUCAAAAGCCAAUUUUUUAUUCCUCGUACAUGAAAUUUGGUCUCGAUAGUCAGUUGGUAGCCGUGUUUAUUUCAUGUCGACAUCUGAAUAUUUGCGUUUCGCGUAAUUUUGAAGCGUGAGUGGACGUUUGCUGCCAGCUCCGCUAGCAUUAGCCCGCCGCCUGCGCUUCGUAAGUAGGUCAAAAGCCAAUUUUUUGUUCCUCGUACAUGAAAUUUGGUCUCGAUAGUCAGUUGGUAGCCGUGUAUGUUUCAUUGUAACAUUUGAAUGUGUGUGUUUUGCGUUAUUUUGAUGCGUGGGUGGACGAUGGCCCGUUUGCCCAGCUAAUGUUAGCCCAUACGAUUUGUGUAUGUGUGUGUAUGUAAAUUAGCCACGUGUGUGUGUAUUGUUAUAGCUCGCUGUGUUACGUUACCAUACUACUGAGAAUGGCAAUAAUUAAAAGGGGUGAUGAUUAAGUAGAAUCAGAUUUCCCCUGUGUAUUAUAUGACUUUCCAUUCCCUAAAGUGAAAUAAGCAGUGAGGAAAACAUUGCAGCCCAAAGAGAGUGGCCCAUGCAGCCCAAAGCAGAUUGCUCAUUUGAAGAGAGGUACUCGGUGGCUCAUUCCUCUUAAACACACACCAACAUGGAACUUGUGAAAAACUAUGUCAAGAAAGCAAUGCCAUCGCUUAGUAGCGAUCAGAUGGAUACACUGAUGGCUAAACUGGAGGAAUUAGGAGUUCUCUCUGUAGAUGACCUGAGCCUUGUUGACCCGGAGGACAUUAAAGACACUCUGCCAUUUAUUCAGUGCAAAAGAUUCGUCAGAGCUGUCAAAGCAUUGGAAUCAGAUUCACAAGCUCCACCGCAGUUUACCAGGCCUGGCCCCUCAUCAACACCUGAGCCACAUAGGUUUCAGCUGCCUUCAACACCACCUGAGACAGCCGACUCCCCAUCCCAAGACACAUAUUCUGUUCCAUGGCACAAAUUUCCCUCAAAAGUCAUGGAUGACUUGCGUGAAAAGAAGUACAUAAUGGGGAAAGACAGACGAGAGAUGGUUCGGAUCGUCGCUGAAGAUUACCUCCACAAACACCCAGGAAGACCUGGUAGACAAAAGCUGAGGGAACUCGCCAGUAUGAUUGUAGGACAAUAUCCUGCCUCCUUCAAGCUUACAGAGCCGUUUGGAAACAAACCUUUUGCAAAAGAUGGUUCUGAAACUCUAUUUCGUCAGCUGGAACACAGAAUUGAAAAUAUGAAGAGGCCACAAAGCUCACUGAAGAGGCGAGCAGGGGGUGAAAAUUCAACAAAGAAAAGGCCCAGGAAUUCAGAUCAGUAUGGAUGUGUGGCGUGGGAUCCAAUCAUUGAGGGGACUGUGUGUAGAGAAGACCUGCUGUCUAAACGAGAUGACUUGAAACGUGCCUUUCAAACCCAGGAUCUUCAGGAGUCAUCUGUUAGAAAAUUGAUGACUGAAACAUAUCCCAUUCAGCGUGAAAUCCUCAACGAUGCUGAUACCCCUAUUGGCGUUGUAAAGGAGGAGUGGCCGUUCCUGUUUGAAGUUCCUCAUCUGUUUGAUCAUGCAUCUAAACUCCUUGGCUUCUCUGUACAAAACAAGCUGGCACAGGAACUUUCCAAAAAAGAAAAGGGGAUCAAUGACUUCCUUGACUCCAAAGGGAUGAAGACGGGCGAAGGUCCAAUACAGCUCAUCUGUGGCAUUGCAAAAUACUUCAAGGAAGACUCUUAUAAACUCUUCGACAAAAAAGAGAUCUCUGCAGAUCCUGAAGUCGAACUCCCAGUGACCCCAUGCAUCCUAGUCAGAGGUGACCAGCAAUUCAAGAUUGCUCUUGAUGGGUUACUUGUCAAUGACCACAUCACCUCUCCCAUUGUGGCUUUGAGCUACGUCUUCUCCAUGUUUUAUGUCUGCAACAUCCAAUACCCACCGGAGAUGGCUUUUACUCUCGAAUUCAUGCAAAGAGUUUUCUUUGGGAUCAAUCCUGAGCGAGGCUCCAAGGCAGAGAAGAAAGGGAAGAAACAGCACUUCAUUCCUCCACAGGUGUGCAAGCUGGUUUCUCAGCUGAAGGAAUUUGAAUGCAAGCAGAAGGACUCUGAGUGGGCCAUUUGAGCUGUUCUCAAAGCUCAGAAAAUACCUUUUUGGACUGUAUGUACAAUUUUUAUAGUAUUAUGUGAGUUCAGAUGUUUUAACUAGAUGCCCACAACACACAUGCUGCAGUUUCAAAUCCCCCAUGUUAAGAGGGAGGGAAGGUGGGCGAUAUUUGUCAUUCCAGGUAGAGCUUUGCCUGUCAAUGUGGAGUUGGAGGUGUAAAUUUUAAGUUUUAUUUUUUUACAGAAAUCUCUUUUUGGCAUGUUGCACAGAGUCAUCCUUAUAAGGUUAUGAUUGUUAUUGCUGCACUGAUGUUUUAUAGAAAAUUUAUAUAAUGUAAUACUUCUAAUGUUCUACUUGUUUUUUGUAGAAAGGUCAGACACUGGUUGCUGAGCUCUGCCUGUCGGUGUGAUAUGUGGAGUUGGAGGUGUAGGUUUCUGCAUCCUCCUGGAGGGGGCUCCUCAUUUUGCACUGACAGGUGAGACAGCAACAGCAAUGCUGGCAGUUUUAUUGUUAUUUA